GCAGCGUCGUCUGCUACGAAACGCGAGACGCUCAAACCACUACGUAUCAUCUUGUCAGCAGGCAAGGAGCUUCGUGCCAGCAGUUUCAACCAUGUCCAUGUCCGAAGCUCAGAAGCUGCUUCUGUUAUCGUUCAUGGAAGAGUGCCCGGAGCUUUGUAAUAACAGGAGUUUUAUGCCCGGGGAAACGAAGCAGCAUCGAAGAGCCAAGUGGGACACCAUUGCGGCCUCCCUUAACGCAGUAGGUGGCAUUCAAAAGGACGGUGCGGGUUGGCAGCUCUUGUGGAGGAACUGGCGAUACCGGGUACGCAAGAACGUACGCGGUAACAUAAUUAACAUUGGAGGCACGGGAGGCGGGGCUGGUUCAACUGUCAACCUCACCACUGAGCCCGGAGAAGAAGGCGGCACACGAGUGGUGGACAUAGCAGCAAGCCUACAGGGCCUAGACUCCCGGGUCAUGGCCCUUGUAGGCUGGGACACCGUGGCAGGUGCAACGGGCAGCCUUCGUGUAUCACCGCAAGGAACAGUCACGGAAACGGCAGCAGCAGAUGAAGACAUGCAGGCACCACAACAGGAAAUGGCAACAGAACAGUCUGUACAAAUGGUGUGUCUGCAUUAUGACAAGUGAAGACAAAAAAAACUAAUGUCAUUUUAUGCAGGAUCCAGAACCCCCAGUAAGUGCAGUGCCGAGAGAUGGUACGUCAGGCAAUCAGUUUGUCCAUGAAGACCCCAGGCCCAGCCGUACAAACCCCGAACCUAGGACAUGCCGCCGGCGCCGGAGGCAAAGGGUUCCGCCAUCCGUCACACAACAAAUAUUGAGCCUGCAGAGGUUACUGGUGGACAAAAUUGAACAACUUGGACAGGCUAUUGCUCCCAUCAGUGACUACUACAGGCUCAAGCUUGAGAGAGAGGGGCAGAGAAAUGUGCAGUAGUGAGGGUUGCGGACAGGGGUCAUCAGCCAAGGCUCGAGAGGGUACCCAAGGUCCCCUGCAACAUCAAGAAAAGCCAUCCAUUGUUUCUUUGGAUCCAUAUUCACUAACGUGUGCAGUGUCGCGUGCAACAUUUUGUUUUGUGGGCAUCAUACUUGCCAGUUUAAAUGCCACUACAG
This is a messenger RNA of Ornithodoros turicata, 1105 nucleotides long. RefSeq lists its product as uncharacterized. The transcript is spliced from 5 exons. The record is from RefSeq and is a predicted model, not a curated record. The coding region runs from base 92 to 625 and encodes 177 amino acids. Lineage: Eukaryota; Metazoa; Arthropoda; Arachnida; Ixodida; Argasidae.